AUGGUACUUUUGAAGCGAGGGUAUCGUGUGGAUGCCACAGCGAAGGACGGAAGCACAGCUCUGCAUUUGGCUGCGUACAACGGGCAUAUUGAUGCCUGUCGGGUUCUGAUCGGAGGUGGUGCCGACGUGAAUUCGGUAGAUAACGCCGGUUUGACCGGGUUAAGAAAGGCUGUUCAAAUGAAACACAUAGACGUCACCAAACUACGUUUGCAGUUCGGGGCCAAUGCUCGAACAACGACCAGCUCGAAAACAUUGCUACACAUCACAGUCGAGAAUAGCGCCGAGGAUGUUUUGGAUUUACUUUUGGACCACAUCAAGUGUAUUGAUGCUGUUGAUGAUAAGGGAUUCACACCACUUAUGGUAGCUUCACGAAAUGGGAAAGAUGCGGCAAUUGACCAGCUGCUCGCGUGA
Molecule: messenger RNA, 411 nt
Organism: Phytophthora nicotianae INRA-310
Lineage: Eukaryota; Oomycota; Peronosporomycetes; Peronosporales; Peronosporaceae
Exons: 1
Coding region: 1-411 (136 amino acids)
Biological process (GO): RNA processing
Molecular function (GO): RNA binding; RNA nuclease activity; protein binding
Source: RefSeq, a predicted model, not a curated record